Homalodisca vitripennis (glassy-winged sharpshooter) is the source of this 982-nucleotide messenger RNA. Its product is annotated as lazarillo protein-like. The coding region runs from base 329 to 943 and encodes 204 amino acids. Lineage: Eukaryota; Metazoa; Arthropoda; Insecta; Hemiptera; Cicadellidae. The transcript has 7 exons. Gene Ontology annotation, molecular function: pigment binding. The record is from RefSeq and is a predicted model, not a curated record.
GUAAAUUCAGUGCGAAUGUUGAAUUCAGUUCCUUUCCAUUUUCUGCUUAUAGUGCAGUGUUUAAAAUCUGACACACUUACAGACUUUUUAUUGUAUUCUUAGUGCACACAGGCCAGUAGAGAACCUUUUCUUCAUUCAAGGCUCUCCGUGGUUCACUAAGUAACGAACAAUGUAAGACUUGUCAAACUUGUCACUCUGAUAGUACAGUGCCACUUGAUCAAAGUCUGUCGAAGUAUACACCUGUUGUCAAUCAAAAAAUGAACCUCAGUAUCGGUUAUAAAAAGGGUUUUCGUUCAAAGUCCCUUACAAAUCUGUUUCUUCAGGCAAGAUGAAGUCUCAACUGUUGAUGGUGCUGGUGUUAGCUGUCCAGGCUUGGGCAGCUUGUCCCUCAUACUCCGUUGUGGAGUCUUUGGAUGCUGAGAAGUUCGCGGGUAUGUGGUAUCAAUACGGCAGCUAUGGUAAGUUCUUCGUCAAGGGUUGGGACAGAUGUGUUAAGUCCGACUACGAGCUGGGAGACGACAAGAAGACAUUCACGAUCAAAAACUCGAGGAUAGUUAACAAAAUUGACAAACCCAUCGAGUCUACAUGGGUUGCUGUGGCUUCCGAUCCUGCUGAUGGAAAGCUCUCUCUCGACUUUAAAGUUCCAAUACUCGGAAAGAUGUCUACCACCCUCAAUGUUCUGGACACUGACUACAAUUCCUAUGCCGUUCUUGCCGUCUGCAAACAACUCGGCUUCAUCCGAUUUAGAUCUGCCUGGCUCUUCACGAGGAAGAGCACUCUUUCUGAAGAAGAGGAAAAUACCAUCUCGACUGCCGUGGAGCCGGUUCUGAAGAAGAGCGGAUUUGACAGGUCAAAGUUCGCCCUGACCAGCCAACAGGAUUGUGACAACCCAUCUGAUAUUCUGCAGCACUUGGACAAGGUAGCCGAUAUUAUCAAAGGCUGAUCUUACAAAAAUAAUAAAUUAUGUUUGAUCUCUUAACAA